This is a messenger RNA of Globicephala melas (long-finned pilot whale), 3802 nucleotides long. It is a transcript of the gene PGBD2, whose product is annotated as piggyBac transposable element derived 2. The record is from RefSeq and is a predicted model, not a curated record. Lineage: Eukaryota; Metazoa; Chordata; Mammalia; Artiodactyla; Delphinidae. Gene Ontology annotation, molecular function: sequence-specific DNA binding.
UGCGCGGCCGCGACGCCCGACGCCGGCGGGGCAGCGGCGCUCUGGGCUCUGCGCUGCCGGUGGUAUCUGGCGCGAACCCACGAGGUUUCGGUCCGUUCGGCGCAGGUAGGCGUCGUCCCGCUUGCACCGCCUACUGGGCCCCUCUUGGUUGUGGGAGCGGCGCGCCCUGGCGUUGCGUUUUCUCAACGGUGCCCGAGGCGUUGGCCUUCGCUGCCGCGGGCGGACUACGGAUUCUUAGACUCUACAAGUAAAGACAAGCUCAUGUUCACAAUAUACCAUGGCUUCAUCAUCAAGCAGCCUCACUACCGGGAGAAGAACCGGCUCAAAGCUGAAGUCCAUGAAGUUGCUUGAGGUUCUGAAUGCUCUGGAGGAGGAGGAGUCUGGCCAGAGUAGGGAGGAGAUCUUCAUUGCACCGCCCAACAAUGCUUCAGGGGACUUCACUGAUGAGGACUCGGGUGAUGAAGAUGGCCGGCGAGGAACCCUCCUGCCUGGCAAUGUGCUGCAUGCCUUUGUUGUGCCUGAGGACUCUGGCACCGGGGAGGAUGAUGAUGACCUGCAGCUGCAGCCAGCCAUGAAGAAGCAAAAGGCAGGAGUGGAACCUCAACAUGUUUGGACCAAAAGAGAUAUCUGCCCGGACUUCACCAGUUGGACAGCAUCGGAUCCUCAUAUGGAGGAUCUCAAAAGCCAGGAACUGAGUCCUGUAGGCCUCUUUGAAUUGUUUUUUGAUGAAGGAACAAUUAAUUUUAUUGUUAAUGAAACCAAUCGUUAUGCUUGGCAGAAGAAUGUCAACCUGGGUCUCACAGCUCAGGAAUUGAAGUGUGUUUUGGGCAUUUUGAUUUUAAGUGGGUAUAUCUCCUAUCCAAGGAGAAGGAUGUUUUGGGAAACAUCCCCUGAUUCACAUCAUCAUCUUGUGGCUGAUGCAAUUAGAAGGGACAGAUUUGAACUGAUCUUCUCAUACCUGCAUUUUGCAGAUAACAAUGAGCUUGAUGAAAGUGAUAGGUUUGCCAAGGUGAGGCCUCUCAUUGUCCGCAUGAACUACAAUUUCCAGAAGCAUGCACCCUUGGAAGAGUUCUACAGCUUUGGCGAGUCUAUGUGUGAGUACUUUGGACACCGGGGGUCCAAGCGUCUGCCUGCGGGGAAACCUGUGCGGCUGGGCUACAAGAUCUGGUGUGGGACGACCAGCAGGGGCUAUUUGGUGUGGUUCGAGCCCUCACAGGGCACACUGUUCACUAAGCCAGACAGGGGCCUGGACCUAGGAGGCAGUAUGGUGGUGAAAUUUGUGGAUGCACUUCAGACACGUGGGUGUCUGCCAUACCACAUAUUUUUUGACAAGGUUUUUACAAGUGUCAAAUUGAUGUCCAUUUUAAGGAAGAAAGGAGUGAAGGCCACAGGAACUGUUCGUGAGUACAGAACUGAACGAUGUCCCCUUAAAGAUCCCAAAGAACUGAAGAGAAUGAAGAGGGGUUCGUUUGAUUACAGAGUUGAUGAGAGUGAGGAGAUCAUCGUGUGCCGCUGGCAUGAUAGCAGUGUGGUCAACAUCUGCUCCAACGCUGUGGGCAUAGAGCCAGCAGGGCUGACCAGCCAUCACUCGGGAGCAGCCAAGACGCAGGCCCAGGUUCAUCAGCCAUCCCUGCUGAGGCUGUACCAGGAGAAGGUCGGGGGUGUCGGCCGCAUGGACCAGAACAUCGCCAAGUACAAGGUGAAGAUCCGGGGUAUGAAGUGGUACUCGAGUUUCAUUGGCUAUGUUAUUGACGCUGCUCUUAACAAUGCAUGGCAGCUGCACAGGAUAUGCUGCCAUGAUGCCCAGGUGGACCUUCUGGCCUUCCGGAGAUACGUGGCCUGCGUGUACCUAGAGAGCAACGCCGAUACAUCAUCCCAAGGGAGGCGAAGCAGGCGGCUGGAAACCGAGAGCCGCUUUGACAUGAUUGGGCACUGGAUCAUCCACCAGGACAAGAGGACCCGGUGUGCCCUGUGCCACUCACAGACCAACACCCGCUGUGAGAAGUGCCAGAAGGGUGUCCAUGCCAAGUGCUUCAGGGCGUACCACAUCCGCCAUGUGGAGGACAGGCUCUUGGUGCUCCAGCAAGGAGUCAGGGCUGUGCCACUGAGGUGGGAGAGCCAACUUCAGGACACUGGUCCACAAGAGACCUCCCAGCUCCACAUAAUAUCAAACGGCGAAAAUCUCCCAGAGAUCUCCAUCUCAACACCAGCCCCCAGCUUCACUCAACGACCAGCAAGCUACAGUGCUGGACACCCUAUGCCAAACAACUAGCAAGACAGGAACACAACCCCACCCAUUAGCAGAGAGGCUGCCUAAAAUCAUAAUAAGGCAACGACACCCCAAAACACACCACCAGACGUGGACCUGCUCACCAGAAAGACAAGAUCCAGCCUCAUCCACCAGAACACAGGCACUAGUGCCCUCCACCAGGAAACCUACACAACCCACUGAACCAACCUUAGCCACUGGGGACAGACACCAAAAACAACGGGAACUAUGAACCUGCAGCCUGCAAAAAGGAGACCCCAAACACAGUAAGAUAAGCAAAAUGAGAAGACAGAAAAACACACAGCAGAUGAAGGAGCAAGGUAAAAACCCACCAGACCUAACAAAUGAAGAGGAAAUAGGCAGUCUACCUGAAAAAGAAUUCAGAAUAAUGAUAGUAAAGAUGAUCCAAAAUCUUGGAAAGAGAAUAGACAAAAUGCAAGAAACAUUUAACAAGGACCUAGAAGAACUAAAGAAGAAACAAGCAACGAUGAACAACACAAUAAAUGAAAUAAAAAAAUACUCUAGAAGGGAUCAAUAGCAGAAUAACUGAGGCAGAAGAACGGAUAAUUGACCUGGAAGAUAAAACAGUGGAAAUAACGACUGCAGAGCAGAAUAAAGAAAAAGGAAUGAAAAGAACUGAGGACAGUCUCAGAGACCUCUGGGACAACAUUAAACGCACCAACAUUCGAAUUAUAGGGUUCCCAGAAGAAGAAGAGAAAAAGAAAGGGACUGAGAAAAUAUUUGAAGAGAUUAUAGUUGAAAACUUCUCUAAUAUGGGAAAGGAAAUAGUUAAUCAAGUCCAGGAAGCACAGAGUCCCAUACAGGAUAAAUCCAAGGAGAAACAUGCCAAGACACCUAUUAAUCAAACUAUCAAAACUUAAAUACAAAGAAAACAUAUUAAAAGCAGCAAGGGAAAAACAACAAAUAGCAAGAACUGAUUUGUAAGCCAUAGCUCAGGGACUAAGAUGAUUUGAUCCUUUCUCUAUCAACAGGUCUUUGCAUAGUCCAUACAAUCAUCAUUAAAGAGACUCAUAUUUUUAUACCAUAAAAUACUCUGAGUCUUUGAUCUCAUUUGGCACAUCAUACUUCUCUUUUAUUCAGUUGUUAACUUUCGCAAGUCUUAAGCAUUCAGAUAUUGAUUACUCUGCUUAUCCACUCGGUAGAUCAAGGAGUUUCAUCCACGUAUCCUCAAGAUAUUUCUGACUUGCAGUUAGUUCUCGUUUCCUACAUUAGACUUGAGUUAUACACACACCUUUUAAUUCAUUAGGCCACUGCACAUUCUUGUUUAAAUUGCAUUUCCUUUUCUUCUUAAUUGACUUCAUGGCUCUCUAAAUAAUUAUAGUAUCGAGAUGCAUUGGAAUAUUAUCAUUUUACUUAUUUAAAUGAGUUAAUUGCAUUCAAAUUAACUAUUUGAUUGAGCUAAAUAGUGAAAACAUUCCAUCCACUGGUUUAUGCUCAGUUGCCUUGUAAUUAUGAUCAAAAUCUGUAAUCUUGGCUAUUCUUUAUUCUACUGUUUGCUCUGUUGCAGUGUUA